AUGUCCAGGCUCAAAGUCGGCUUAGCCCAGUUCCGCUCCAAGCCCUUGGAAGUGGACGGCAACUUCAGAACGGCAGAGAGCUACAUCCGCGCCGCCGCCGGCCAGGGCUGCGACCUCGUGGUCCUGCCCGAGUACCAUCUUACGUCCUGGGCUGCCUCGGACGACGACUUUGGCCGGGCGAGCAGAUACUCCGAGUCAUUUGUACCGCGGUACCAGGAUCUCGCGCGCACCCUGGACAUCAGCAUCGUUCCUGGGACGAUCUGCUACUCGCACGACGAGCCGGCGUCAUCGUCAUCGACGACGACGACGACGACGACGACGGCCCACCGUUUCAGGAACGUCGCGCACUUCAUCGCGGCGGGGACGGGGGAGAUCCGCGGGACGUAUCAGAAGCGGAACCUGUGGCGCACGGAGCGGGACGACCUGGUAGCCGGGACCGAGCCCCACCGAUCGUUCGACACGGGCCUGGUGGACGACGACGGCAGGCCGAUACGGGCCGGACUCCUGAUCUGCUGGGACCUGGCCUUCCCCGAGGCCUUCCGGCAGCUCGCCGCCGACGGGGCCGACGUCGUCAUCAUCCCGUCGUACUGGUUCCUCGACGACGCCGGCAGCCAGGGUCUCGCCCUCAACCUCCAGUCCGAGCGCGUCUUCCUCGAGAGCGCGGUGACGCUGCGCGCCUUCGAGAACACCGCCGCCGUCAUCUUCUGCAACUCCGGCGGCUUCAGCGGCGUGGGGAUGCCCUUCCUCGGUCGGCUGGGCGCCAGCGACGAGGACGAGGGCCUGCAGGUCAUCGAUCUCGACCUGGGCGUGCUGAAGAAGGCCGAGGACUGGUAUCGUAUCAGGACGGAUCUGACCUCGGACGAUUGGAGGUAUAGGUAG
Geosmithia morbida is the source of this 879-nucleotide messenger RNA. RefSeq names its product Carbon-nitrogen hydrolase. Bases 1 to 879 code for a protein of 292 amino acids. The transcript has 2 exons. Gene Ontology annotation, molecular function: hydrolase activity, acting on carbon-nitrogen (but not peptide) bonds, in linear amides. NCBI's taxonomy places the organism in Eukaryota, Fungi, Ascomycota, Sordariomycetes, Hypocreales, Bionectriaceae. The record is from RefSeq and is a predicted model, not a curated record.